Molecule: messenger RNA, 1212 nt
Organism: Hypoxylon fragiforme
Lineage: Eukaryota; Fungi; Ascomycota; Sordariomycetes; Xylariales; Hypoxylaceae
Product: TauD-domain-containing protein
Exons: 3
Coding region: 1-1212 (403 amino acids)
Cellular component (GO): cytoplasm
Molecular function (GO): 2-oxoglutarate-dependent dioxygenase activity
Source: RefSeq, a predicted model, not a curated record
AUGGCACCAUCAGCAACUGAGACCGUGGUUCCAAUCGCGGAACACAUCAAGCAAAAGCUUGUCCCCGGUUCCCAGAACGAUACUACCCAAGAGAGCCCUAAGACCGAAAAUGAACUGGCAGUCGGCGGUACGGAGUUGGAAUCCGAACUGCCCAAGCUCCCAACCGCCCACAAGGAGCCCCUGAAGCUAAGCGGUGCUUUGGACAAGUUCGAGCAAUUCGAUGUCACUCCGAUUAUUGGAAGAGAAUAUGUAGACGUAGACUUGGCCGAAUGGCUACGAGCCCCUAACUCAGACGAGCUUCUCCGAGAUCUAGCUAUCACAGUAUCCCAACGCGGCGUCGUAUUCUUCCGCAAGCAGGACAACAUCGACAACGAGCUGCAGAAGGAGCUAGUCCAGAGACUGGGCGAGCUAUCCGGCAAGCCGUCGACCUCCAAGCUACACAUCCACCCAAUCAUCAACGCAUCGCGCCAGAACGGGGGCAAGGAUGACGAGAUCAGCACCAUCUCCUCGGUGCAGUCCAAGAAGCUCUACAACAAAAACAUCGUGUGGUCCGAUAAGAAGCAAAGCCAGAAGGGCCAGUGGCACUCGGAUAUUACCUUUGAGCCCAUUCCCAGCGACUACGCGCUGCUGCGGCUCACGCAGAUACCCAAGACUGGAGGAGACACACUCUGGGCCUCAGGCUACGAGCUAUACGACCGCAUCUCCAAGCCACUGCGUGGAUUCCUAGACACGCUAACCGCAUACUACGCACAGCCCGCCUUCAACGAGACAGCGGACCGGAACAAGUUCAAGCUGUACACGGCGGAGCGCGGGGCGCCGGAGAACGUGGGUGAGGUGCUAGAAGCCGUGCACCCGGUAGUGCGGACGAACCCGGUGACGGGGUGGAAGAGCGUGUUCGCCGUGGGCCACCACGUGAAGAGCAUCCACGGGCUGUCGGAGGCCGAGUCGCGGGGCUUCCUCGACUGGUUCGUGCAGCUGCUGGUCGAGAACCACGACCUGCAGGUCCGCCUGCGCUGGCAGAACGUCAACGACCUCGCCAUCUGGGACAACCGCAGCGUCUACCACGCCGCCACCCCCGACUACGUCGACCUCGGCCUCGGCGAGCGCCUCGGCUCCCGCGCCGUCAGCUUGGGCGAGAGGCCGUACUUCGACCCCCUGAGCACGAGUCGGAAGGAGGCGUUGGCUGCGGAGGCGGCUGCUGGGGCUGCUUGA